CCUCCCGCCCCCGGCCGAGGCCGAGGGACCGGGCGGGGGGCCCCUGCAGGAGGGCUGUUGGCCUGCUGCCGUGCUGCUGAACAGUAUGCAGUCCUUCCGGGAGCAAAGCAGUUACCACGGAGACCAGCAGAGCUACCCGCAGGAGGUACACAGCUCAUCCCGGAUAGAAGAGUUCAGCCCUCGUCAGGCCCAGAUGUUCCAGAAUUUUGGGGGUGCAGGCAGCGGCGGCGGCAGCAGCAGCGGCAGCAGCGGCGGUGGGCGACGAGGCUCGGCGGCUGCGGCAGCGAUGGCUAGCGAAACCUCUGGCCACCAGGGCUACCAGGGCUUCAGGAAAGAGGCUGGAGACUUCUACUACAUGGCAGGCAGCAAAGACCCCGUGACAGCAGGAACCCCGCAGCCGCCGCAGCGAAGGCCUUCGGGGCCCGUGCAGAGCUACGGACCGCCCCAGGGGAGCAGCUUUGGCAAUCAGUAUGGGAGCGAGGGGCACGUGGGCCAGUUUCAAGCCCAGCACUCGGCCCUCGGUGGGGUGUCCCACUAUCAGCAGGAUUACACGGGGCCUUUCUCUCCAGGGAGCGCUCAGUACCAGCAGCAAGCCUCCAGCCAGCAGCAGCAGCAGCAGCAGGUGCAGCAGCUGAGACAGCAGCUCUACCAGUCCCACCAGCCUCUGCCGCAGGCCACCGGCCAGCCGGCGUCCGCAUCGUCCCAUCUGCAGCCGAUGCAGCGGCCCUCCGCGCUGCCGUCGUCCGCUUCCGGGUACCAGCUGCGGGUCGGUCAGUUCGGCCAGCACUACCAGUCCUCCGCCGCCUCCUCGUCCUCCUCCUUCCCUUCGCCGCAGCGUUUCAGCCAGUCCGGCCAGAGCUACGACGGCAGUUACAGCGUGAAUGCGGGGUCCCAGUACGAGGGACACGGCGUGGGUUCUAACGCGCAGGCAUACGGCACGCAGUCCAACUACAGCUAUCAGCCUCAGUCUGUGAAGGGCUUCGAGCCGGCCAAGAUUCCACAGGGGACGCAGCAGGGGCAGGCGCCCGCGCAGCCGCCGCAGCCGCCGCCGCAGCACGUGAUGCAGUACACGAACACCGCCACCAAGCUGCCCCUGCAGGCCCAGGUGGGGCAGUACAGCCAGCCCGAGGUUCCGGUGCGAUCCCCGAUGCAGUUCCACCAGAACUUCAGCCCCAUCUCCAACCCUUCCCCCGCGGCCUCUGUGGUGCAGUCUCCAAGCUGCAGCUCCACCCCGUCCCCCCUGAUGCAGAGCGGGGAGAACCUCCAGUGUGGGCAAGGCAGUGUGCCCAUGGGUUCCAGAAACCGAAUUUUACAGCUAAUGCCCCAGCUGAGCCCGACGCCCUCCAUGAUGCCCAGUCCUAAUUCGCACGCUGCAGGCUUCAAAGGGUUUGGCCUAGAAGGAGUGCCGGAAAAACGACUGACAGACCCCGGGCUGAGUAGUUUGAGCGCCCUGAGUACGCAAGUGGCCAAUCUUCCUAAUACCGUUCAGCACAUGCUACUUUCCGAUGCCCUGACACCUCAGAAGAAGACCUCCAAGAGGCCCUCCUCCUCUUCGAAGAAAGCGGACAGCUGCACAAACUCCGAAGGCUCCUCCCAGCCUGAGGAACAGCUCAAGUCCCCCAUGGCCGAGUCACUAGACGGAGGCUGCUCGAGCAGCUCCGAGGACCAAGGCGAGCGGGUGAGGCAGCUCAGUGGCCAGAGCACCAGCUCCGACACCACCUACAAGGGCGGGACCUCCGAGAAAGCGGGCUCUUCCCCGGCGCAGGGCGCUCAGAGCGAGGCCCCCAGACUCAGUGCCAGUCCCGCAGCCAGAGAAGAGGCUGCCUCGCCGGGUGCUAAGGACACACCGCUGUCGUCCGAGGGCAACCCCAAAGUCAACGAGAAGACGGUUGGGGUGAUUGUCUCCCGGGAAGCCAUGACAGGCCGGGUCGAAAAACCUGGUGCACAAGAUAAAGGCUCCCAGGAGGAGGAUCCCACAGCCACGCAGAGGCCACCCAGCGCUGGAGGGCCAAAGGAGACCAGUCACCCGUCGGUCCCGCAGCCAGAGCCCCCGGGGGGAGGGAGCAAAGGAAACAAGAAUGUAGAUAAUAACUCCAACCACAAUGGAGAGGGAAACGGCCAGGGCGGGCACUCGGCGGUGGGCCCCGGUUUUACAGGCAGGAGCGAGGCCGGCAAAUCUCCUGGCAGCCUGCGCUAUAGUUACAAAGACGGUUUCGGGUCAGCCGCGCCGAGAAACGUCAGUAGCUUUCCUCAGUACCCUACAGGACAAGAUAAGGGGGACUUCGCUGGCCACGGGGAGCGCAAGGGGAGGAACGAGAAGUUCCCCAGCCUGCUACAGGAAGUGCUUCAGGGCUACCAUCACCACCCGGACAGGAGGUACUCCAGGAGCACGCAGGAGCAUCAGGGCAUGGCGGGGGGCCUGGAAGCAGCCACGAGGCCUAAUGUCUUAGUCAGUCAAACCAAUGAGUUAGCUAGCAGGGGCCUCUUGAAUAAGAGCAUCGGGUCCCUAUUAGAAAACCCGCACUGGGGCCCUUGGGAGAGGAAGUCAAGCGGCACGGCUCCCGAAAUGAAACAGAUCAAUUUGGCUGACUAUCCGAUUCCCAGAAAGUUUGAAAUAGAGCCGCAGUCAUCGGCCCAUGAGCCCGGGGGUUCCCUCUCUGAAAGAAGAUCCGUGAUCUGUGACAUUUCUCCACUAAGACAGAUUGUCAGGGACCCGGGGGCGCACUCACUGGGACACAUGGGUACCGACACCAGACUUGGGAGGAGUGAUCGGCUCAAUCCAAGUUUAAGUCAGUCGGUCAUUCUUCCCGGUGGGUUGGUAUCCAUGGAAGCGAAGCUGAAAUCCCAGAGCGGGCAGAUAAAAGAGGAAGACUUUGAACAGUCCAAAUCUCAAGCUAGCUUCAACAACAAGAAAUCCGGAGACCACUGCCACCCUGCCAGCAUCAAGCAUGAGUCUUACCGAGGCAACGCCAGUCCUGGAGCAGCUCACGAUUCCAUCUCAGACUACGGCCCCCAAGACAGCAGACCCACGCCGAUGCGGCGGGUUCCUGGCAGAGUCGGUGGCCGGGAGGGCAUGAGGGGUCGGUCCCCUUCGCAGUAUCAUGACUUCUCAGAAAAACUGAAGAUGUCUCCUGGGAGGAGCAGAGGCCCAGGGGGAGACCCUCAUCACAUGAACCCACACAUGACCUUUUCGGAGCGGGCCAACCGGAGUUCUUUACACGCUCCCUUCUCUCCCAACUCAGAAAGCCUGGCCUCUGCUUACCACGCCAACACUCGGGCUCAUGCUUAUGGGGACCCCAACGCAGGUUUGAAUUCUCAGCUCCAUUAUAAGAGACAGAUGUACCAACAGCAGCAAGACGAGUACAAAGACUGGAGCAGCAGCUCUGCUCAGGGAGUGAUCGCUGCCGCGCAGCACAGGCAGGAGGGACCACGGAAGAGCCCGAGGCAGCAGCAGUUUCUUGACAGAGUGCGGAGCCCUCUGAAAAACGACAAAGAUGGUAUGAUGUAUGGCCCACCGAUGGGGACUUACCAUGACCCCAGCGGUCAGGAAGGGGGGCGCUGCCUCAUGUCUGCCGAUGGUCUGUCUAACAAAGGCAUCGAGUUGAAGCAUGGCUCCCAGAAGUUACAACAAGAAUCUUGUUGGGAUCUUUCCCGGCAGACUUCUCCAGCCAAAAGCAGCGGUCCUCCAGGAAUGUCCAAUCAGAAGAGGUACGGGCCACCCCACGAGGCCGACGGACACGGGCUCGCCGACACGCCGCAGUCGUCCAAACCCAGUAAUGUUAUGCUCAGGCUCCCGGGCCAAGAGGAUCAUUCUUCUCAAAACCCCUUAAUCAUGCGGAGGCGGGUGCGCUCCUUUAUCUCUCCCAUUCCCAGCAAGAGGCAGUCACAGGAUGUGAAAAACAGUAACACGGAAGAUAAAGGGCGCCUCCUUCACCCACCGAAAGAAGGCGCCGACCGAGCGUUCAAUUCCUAUGCGCAUCUCUCUCACAGCCAGGAUGUCAGAUCCAUCCCGAAGAGAGAAUCUUCCAAGGACCUUCCAAGUCCAGAUAGCAGAAACUGCCCCGCGGUUACCCUCACAAGUCCUGCUAAGACCAAAAUACUGCCCCCUCGGAAAGGCCGGGGCUUGAAAUUGGAAGCUAUAGUUCAGAAGAUCACGUCCCCAAACAUCAGGAGGAGCGCGUCCUCGAACAGCGCGGAGGCCGGGGGAGACACAGUCACUCUCGAUGACAUUCUGUCUUUGAAGAGUGGCCCUCCCGAAGGUGGCAGCGUUGCUGUUCAGGAUGCCGAGAUGGAGAAGAGAAAAGGUGAACUGGUGUCUGACCUGGUCUGUCCAACGAGCCAGGACCUGAACAUCGAAAAGCCCCUGCCAAGGGCUUCAGAGGAGUGGCGUGGCGGUGGGGAUGACAAAGUGAAGACUGAGACGCACCCAGAGACGGUCACUGCUGGAAAGGACCCCCCUGGCGCCAUGACAUCCGUGACCUCACAGAAGCCUGGGGGUAACCAGGGGAGACCAGAUGGUUCCCUUGGUGGGACUGCACCCUUAAUCUUCUCGGACUCAAAGAAUGUACCUCCAGUGGGUGUGUCGGCCCCUGAGGCAAACCCCAAGGCUGAGGAGAAAGAGAACGAUACAGUGACGAUUUCCCCCAAACAAGAGGGUUUCCCCCCGAAGGGGUACUUCCCAUCAGGAAAGAAGAAGGGGAGACCCAUCGGUAGUGUGAACAAGCAAAAGAAACAGCAGCCACCACCUCCGCCCCCGCAGCCCCCUCAGAUACCAGAAGCUUCUGCGGAUGGAGAGCCAAAGCCAAAAAAGCAGAGGCAAAGGCGGGAGAGGAGGAAGCCUGGGACGCAGCCGAGGAAGCGGAAAACCAAACAAGCGGUUCCCAUCGUGGAGCCCCAGGAACCCGAGAUCAAACUAAAGUAUGCCACCCAGCCACUGGAUAAAACCGAUGCCAGGAACAAGUCUUUUUUCCCUUACAUCCAUGUAGUGAGUAAGCGUGACCUUGGGGCCGUGUGUACAAUCAUCAAUGCGGAGGAGGAGGAGCAAACCAAACUGGUGAGGGGCCGGAGGGGCCAGAGGUCGCGGACGCCGCCGCCCAGCAGCACGGAGAGCAAGGCACUGCCGGCCUCGUCCUUCAUGCUGCAGGGCCCCGUGGUGACCGAGUCUUCUGUCGUGGGGCACCUGGUGUGCUGUCUGUGUGGCAAGUGGGCCAGUUACCGCAACAUGGGCGACCUCUUUGGACCCUUUUACCCGCAAGAUUAUGCCGCCACUCUCCCGAAGAACCCGCCCCCGAAGCGGGCCGCGGAGACGCAGAGCAGAGUCAAAGUGCGGCACAAAAGCGCUUCGAACGGCUCCAAGACGGACACUGAGGAGGAGGAGGAGCAGCAGCAGAAAGAGCAGAGGAGCCUGGCCGCGCACCCCAGGUUCAAGCGGCGACACCGCUCAGAAGACUGCGGCGGCAGCGGAGGCGGCCCUCGCUCCCUGGCCCGGGGGCUCCCCUGUAAGAAGGCCACCGCCGAGGGCAGCAGCGACAAGACUGCUUUGGACUCGAAGCCCUCUGUGCCCACCACUUCGGAAGGGGGCCCCGAGCUGGAGUUACAAAUUCCUGAACUACCUCUUGACAGCAAUGAAUUUUGGGUCCACGAGGGUUGUAUUCUCUGGGCCAAUGGAAUCUACCUGGUCUGCGGCCGGCUCUACGGCCUGCAGGAGGCGCUGGAAAUAGCCAGAGAGAUGAAAUGUUCCCACUGCCAGGAGGCAGGUGCCACCUUGGGCUGUUACAACAAAGGCUGUUCCUUCCGAUACCACUACCCAUGUGCCAUUGACGCAGAUUGUUUGCUCCAUGAGGAGAACUUCUCGGUGAGGUGCCCCAAGCACAAGCCUCCCCUCCCGUUCCCCCUCCCCCCCUUGCAGAACAAGACAGCGAAAGGCAGCCUCAGCACAGAGCAGUCGGAGCGGGGGUGAGGGGGGCAGUGUGCUCGUGGGAAUGGAAAGUACAGCAAGCACAGGUGAGUCGGGGCCGCACCCCUGCCAGAGUCCCAGUGGGUGUCUUGGCCUCUGCCCUCGUGCUCGCCCCAGGCCAGGCUGCGCCACCCGCCUUUAAGCGCGUGAAUGCGGGAACCAGGCGGAUUAAGUGUUUCUCCGACUGUCAUUUAGCUCCCUGGAAUGUCCGUGGAGACAUGUUUGAGGCUUUAAAACUGUCCCGUUGCCCGUCAGAGUUCACGGUGACUGAGCGGAGGUCAGGCUUGUGUGUGGCGCUCUCGAAGUCUCUGGGACAGAGCCCGCCAGCAGCCCACCCUCUGUCCCCGGCUCAGAAAUGCUUCUAGCCAGUGGGCUGUCCUUUCCAAUUUACUCCCUAUCUGUAAAGCUUGUGGUGGCUUUUCCUUUGAAAAGCAAAAUAUUCCUCAGUUUUGUUCUUUGAAAUCUUUUCCCCCAAGUACUAUGAAGGCCUCCUUUGCACAGAAGUACAAAGGGAAGGGAAAUCCCCUCAAAGAUUUAGGGGACUUUAGCAUCCGAUUUAAUUUUACUCUUAAAAACCCUCAAGAGAUUGAGCUGUGCUUUUUGUGAGUGUGUCUGGGCUUUUGGUCAGGGCGGCGGCAGCGCGCGUCUGUGGAAGCGGGAUUAGUGGACUGACGUCCCCAGAGGCAGCGCGCCUCCCCGGCUCCGGGCUUGCUCGCCACCUGCCCCCCGCAACAGAGUCAUGAGGGUGAAGAAAAUAGACCAUAAAGAGAAGGAAAAAAAAGAGAGAGAGAAGGAAAAGAAAAGCCAAGAUGUAACUUGAAGCACUUGGUCCUCGGGGAUGGGGAGGGGGGACCAGUUGUCUCAGAAACGUUCAUUAAGGGAUUAUUUCUCUUCAAAUGAAGGGCUUCUGUGUUUACUCCAGGCGCCCGAGAGCCACACGCAGAUGUGCUAGAGUCCACGGCACGUUCCCUGCCCGUGACAACCAGCAGGUUCCACCUUGCUCCGCAAUACCUACCAGUCACUUGAGGAGAAAAUAAUUCCUCUCAGACGGUGGCACUUUUUCUCCUUUGAGAAGUCCUCGGUUUCUUCGGAGGGUCCCAGUGCCGAAUUCCAGAGAAGCCCCCUGUGCUCUGCUGUGUGAGGCCGAGGGGCUGUAGAGAGGCCUGUCCGGCUUUCUCAAGGGGGGCUGUCGAGUAAGGCCUCUGCGGUCGUGCCUUUUCUCUCUUCCUCUUCCAAGACAGGGGUUGGGAGUGGAAGGGCAGGUGGUCGGGUCCCAGGAGUCAAAUGAGCGAACUUGCAGCAGCAGCGGCCACUGGAUUUCCGGAACACACUGGGGCCCGCCGGCUCCUGCAUGCCUUUCCCCCGAGCAGCCCUCAGCACACGACAGCAGUCUGGACGGUUCUCCAGCAUGUUUCUCUUGGCCUUUGUUCCAUGCCGGGGCUCUGCCUUCUUCCCGUCAAUUCCUCUGGCUGAUGGGUAGAGCCGUGUGCUGUGGGGGCCUCAAGGAACAUUCCUGACAGUGUCCUGGCUUCCCACUAAGGGAAAGAACCAUUUGUUGUCACGUGCCGUUGUUUUCGUCCUGGCAUUCCAGCCCGUGUUUGGCGGGGGGAGACUGAGCCAUGGGCGUGGUGGGCAGAUCUCCGGCUAGGAAUUUUAAUUUCAUUCAUCCUCUCCUUCCUCUCCACCCAGCCUUGGGCGCUGCCAGCUGCCAGCCCUCAGCCCCCAAGCGGAGCAGUGAGCUUCGUCGUUCAGAUCUCAGUCACUGUGGGCAGGAGUCCCCGCGCGGACAGGAGACCCUGCCUCGCCGAGCGGUCACGCGGCCGACCCAUCGGUGUGGGGUGGUUUCUCAUCUGUUGAGGUCCAACUGUCCACCUCGUGGAGGGAAAGGGUGGACAUAGGCUGCAUCCAGUCGUGUCCACCUGAAAGGAUUUUCUCCGUGUGCCAUCCCCAGGGCGGGACCCUUGUCCUGUUUCUCAGUUCAGCUGUCCAUUGUGAGUGGUGGCCCUUGGCAGACUGUACGGGAGCCCCAGGGAUUAGGACAGAGAACAUUUCAUUUUGGGGUCUGUUCUAGGGACAGAGAGCUACUGUCAUUGGGUGCCCUGACAUGGCAGGGAGGGGACAUGAGUACCUGGGUCCUGCUUCUUGGGGCCCUGUUUUCUCAUACAGUAAGAGCUGUGUGACUGGGGGCACUUCCUGUUUCUACUUAUUUUUCUUCGGUAAAGAGAGGAACAGCGGUGGCCAGCCUAGUGAGGAUUCAGUUAAGAAACGUCUUAGGUGUCCGCGUGGCCUAGUGUGGGGUGCACCUUGUGCAGGUCCUGGGGCGCUGCAGGAGCCGGAGGGGUCAAGGCUGCGGGCUGGACCCUGCUGCCACCCUGUCUGGUGGAAAACUGAGGGCUGGGAGAUGGGAGAUUGAAUCCCCCCCAGCCUCCAGCAGCAUAUGAGGUCCCUGCACUUGGCCCUCAGCAGACCAGCCGUGCCAGAGAGGAAAAGUCUUUGGGCCGCCAUCCAUGCAGCAGGCUGCCGCUUGCCCGUUUCUGGGCGUGAGGAAGCCGCAGGAGGCCUGUGGGCGCCCACCUUCUCCCUGUGCUGACUGCUGAUGCCUCCGCCAGGGCCUGUGGGCGUGUCUGGCGAGCUGCUCAGAGGUGGGACUUCUCCCUGUGGGUUCUGGCACAUGCCAUUCCCUGGGCCUGGGUCCCCUGCCUCCCAUCUUCUGUGACAGGCUCCCUCUCCUCUCUGGGUCUCAGCUGCAGAGGCCUUCCCUUCUGGGUCCCUGUCGGGCUCCUUUGCACGCCGCAGCUCUCCUGUGCCAAUUUGAAAUCGUUCAUCCGUUUGCUUAUGUGCGUCUCCACUAGCCUGUGCACGCAGUGAAGACAGGAACCGUGUCUGGCUCCGGCUUCUCUGCUCUAACCUGGAGCGCACACGUGGUGGGGCAGGCCAAGUGCGCCGGAGAGGGCAUGCCCCGCAGAGCAGCAUGUGCUCGUCACCCUGUCUGUGCCUGGAUAGGUACGGACGACGGCCCCGCCGCACAGCCCAGCCCCAUCCCUGCAGGAGGGAACCGGCCGGGCGGGGAGGACGUGGUGGAUUCUUGCUGCGCUGGGAGGAGGCUGGAGGAGGCCCCGCCAGGUUCAGGCCGUGGAGGGGCCGCUGAAAGCCAAGGACGGCGGGAGCGUGACAAAGGUGAGCGAGCCCUGGAAGGCUGUGGCCCCAGGUGAAAGUCUGCUCACCGGCAGCUGGACCUCAGAUGCCUUUUAAAGAGAGUGUGGAAAAGCCGCCGCCACGGAGCGGCUGCCCGCUCGCGGCGCUCUCGCCGGCUGCAGCUGGCCCGCGCCCGUCGGCCGAGUCCCACGCAGUCGAGCAGGACCGCACGUGACUGCGGCUCGAAGGCAGAGUCCUGGGGGCCCGGGCAGAGGGCUUGCUGGGUGGGAGCCCCAGUCCCACCGCUCAGCAGCCCCGGGGCUUUGGGUCCCUCAGCUUCAGCUUUGUCCUCUCUGAGACCAGGGGCAGGGGAGGGCAGUGUCAGGCCUCGGUGUCAUCAUGAGAGAACUUCUUUGAAACUCCUAGCAUAGAGCCUGGCACACGGAUUUCCUUCCUAAGCUCCCUGCUGAAGGAACAGUGUUUGAGAAGUAACUCUGAGAAGUUAGGGUCCGCUGACCUUGAAGGUGUAUGACGUCAGACCCUGGGGAAAGGUCCCCUUAGGAAGGCUGGAAGACAGAGCCACAGCGGGGGGCGGCUGUCAAGACCGAAGCUGCCCAGGCUACCGGGCGCCCCAUGGCCCGAGGUUGGCAGCCCACAGAGCGCCCCCAGCCGGGCAGGCCCGGGGUGCCAAGUGUGCUCCGUUCCCAGGUUGGGGCCAGGUUGGGCCUGCUCUCCUGAGUGGUUAGCGGGCCAGGGGUACAGGCCCAACACUGGCAAGCCUGGGGGAGGGCAAACCCUGCCCUGUUGCCCACUCCACAAGCAGAGCCUUCCAAGGUGCGCCUGGACAUCUGUCCUCUGUUCACAUGGUCCCACAUCCCCAGCAAGAUGUUGCCCCCGGGUUGUUGCUUGAGGCUUCCUGUUGGCUCCGCCCUCAUUCUCGCAUCUCUGGAGGGCUUUUGGUUGCUGGGGUAACAUGGGGAGGCCGCUUCUGUCCCCUCUCCUGGCAAGCAGCCUUAACCCUAGGACAACCAGAGAGCAGGACGGGCAAGCCUCCCUGGGCUGGAGGCAGACCGGAGCGUGGGCCCGCAGGGCUGGGGCAACUUUCAGGGUCCAGAGCCACCUUCGGAACAGGGAAGCCAGGCUGUCACCAUGGACAUCCUGAGCAUGGGGACAGUGUCCUGCUGUCUCUGCAGGUCUCCCCAUGUGGUUGUGUUUUCCCCUGAGCAGUUAAUGCGCCUCUUUGGUCCGGGCAGGUAUACCUAUGUGGGUGCUUUCAAAUAGAAGGUUCGUAGCCCCUGCACACAGACCAGCCUUCUGAACAAUUUUGCCCGUUAAUAAGUUGUGUGAACCCAGGAAAGGGAUGGUGCCGCCUGGGUUUUCCCCAAGGAUUAUUCCCGAGGGCACCAGAGGGGUCUGAGGAAGGAGGGAGCGCUCUGACUGGCAGGGAGCAGGUCUGGGGAGGCCGCCGCCCCUGCUUCUGCUCUGAUUGUUCUGCCCCGAUCCUUGCCAACCUCCGUGUCCCUCGGAGACCCCUGCAUGCGUAGUGAGCCAUGACGGACUCCGAGGAGGCCCGUGGUCCAACCCCACUGCCCCACUGGGUCAUCGGGAUCGCCUGAGCGCGGAGCCUGGGCUGGAAGAGGAGCGAGUGCAGGGGACGCCUGGGGAGCCCCGGAGGAGGGCCCUGCCAUCCAGUCGGAGCCGGCUGGAGAGUGUUCUUUGUGGAGUGUGAAGGAUGCACUCUUGUCACCGCAAGCAGCUGUGGCGGGUCCUGAGCUGGUUUUCCCACAGGCCACCUGCGUGAGGACCUCUGUGAGGACCGCUCCGGGCCACCAAAGUGCCGAGCCCCACGGGAGGCCCCCGGUGGGUCACCCCGAGAGCUGGAAGGUCAGGGAGCUCCUUCGUAGUCUCUGUUCCUGCCACGCACUGGGGAGACCGCCAUGCCGCGAGGGGCCCGGGGUCCGUUCGCAGCACCGCGGGCCACGUCACUGCCGCCCUUCACCGUGCGCCAGGGCCACGUGGUCUGGGCCACACAGUGGCUCCGCCACUGGUCCCGGGGGUCUGCAGCUGCUGGACCCCCAGAGGAGGGGCUGUCGGCCACGGGGCCGCACAGGAUUCCCAGCACCCAGUGUUGGUUCUGUCUUGCAGGUGAGACUGUGGAGAUGAGAGGUGGUGGACACUCGUGAUGGAAGGAACCGUCCUGCUGUGCGGCCCUGCCCUGCCCCGCCCGCCCCGCCAGCACCUCCUCCCCAAGUCCUUACAUCACACCCAAACCGUGACACCACAGGAAAGAAAGACCCAAGAAGUUGGAAUGGCUGUUUCCAUGGACACAAUCUCCAU
Molecule: messenger RNA, 11428 nt
Organism: Enhydra lutris kenyoni (northern sea otter)
Lineage: Eukaryota; Metazoa; Chordata; Mammalia; Carnivora; Mustelidae
Product: transcription factor 20
Exons: 5
Coding region: 86-5959 (1957 amino acids)
Biological process (GO): regulation of transcription by RNA polymerase II
Cellular component (GO): nucleus
Source: RefSeq, a predicted model, not a curated record